This is a messenger RNA of Vanessa tameamea, 3083 nucleotides long. RefSeq names its product zinc finger protein 37-like. Bases 322 to 2877 code for a protein of 851 amino acids. Lineage: Eukaryota; Metazoa; Arthropoda; Insecta; Lepidoptera; Nymphalidae. The transcript is spliced from 6 exons. Gene Ontology annotation, biological process: regulation of transcription by RNA polymerase II. Gene Ontology annotation, molecular function: RNA polymerase II transcription regulatory region sequence-specific DNA binding; DNA-binding transcription factor activity, RNA polymerase II-specific. Gene Ontology annotation, cellular component: nucleus. The record is from RefSeq and is a predicted model, not a curated record.
UUAUUACUAGACAGCACUCUUAUCGAAAUAAUUAGACAGGGAUAAAAAAACCACUUCUCAAAUGUAGAAAAGGGAUAGCAAUUGUUUACAUCUGUGUUGAAAGGAAAGAGUGUUAUUUAUGUGCUUAUACAUAGCAAUGUCUUUAUAUUGGUCGGGUAAUAAUAUACGAUAGCACAGGCGUUCCCACAUCAAAAAUCAUUUUAUCGCAUCGAGUGUAUAUGAGAAUGUCAAAAUGGACAUCGGAGAUUGUGUUUAUGCAGUGUUUUUGUGUCGAUCUAAUUACUUUAAACUAAAACAAAUCGGUUAAGUGAGUUUUUAACAAUGUUGCAUAAUACAGGACAGUUUGGAAGCGAUGUUCCAAUGAACGUAAAUCCUCAAACAAACAUGACAUCGAUGAACGAUAGAAUGAACAUUGAUAAUAACAUAAAUAAUUUGGGUAAAAUAGCCCAUCCUCAACCUCAGCCGUCUUCACACUUCAAUUUACCGGAUUACGGUACUUACGGCUUAAAUAUGAAUACAAAUUUGAGUCACUUUCAAAAUUUUCACCCGAUUGGCUUUCAACCGAGUAACAUAGCCCCUAAUCCGAUGCACGACAGUUGGCAGACGAGCAUGUUGCCAAUGAAUCUGAACAUGCACAGUGAUCAGCAUAGCAUGCUCGGCUAUCAAUACGGUAAGCCGGAUCCUUACACCGAAAACAAAGAGCACAGUGUUAAUAAGACGUUGAACAUACCGCAAGUCCAAACGAAGGCCUUUCACAAGCAAAUGGGCAUGGAUGCCCACAACUAUCAGUGUUACAAACCUAAUUUUAGACAAUACACAGAUUAUAGUUUACAUAUGAACGCUAAAUCAAAACCGGACUUACAUAAACAGAUGGGUGGUUAUUCUCACUUAGAUAAAGAGAGACUCGUAUCUCCGCGGCCGACGUACUACGAACAAAAUAUAGACUUAAGCAACAAACCUCAGAAAAUGUUGAAUAUCUUUUCAAGUCCAUAUCAAAGCCCUGAAAUAAAUGUACCGUUGAAUAAUCAUGAAAAUGGAGGCAACCAAGAUAACCUUGAUUUGAGUGCAAAAUUACAGAAAUAUACACCUGUCGUACAGAAACCUUUAAACACAUACGAAGAACCGGUGUUAAGACAAGAUGUUAUCCCUCAAAAGACAGGUGAGCCUAGUUUCUCGGAAAAUCUCAAUAUUACCAAACCCCAAAACCUUGAAACCAAUUUGACUCCAAAUUAUCCCUACAUUAGUUCAGAUUUAGGCAAAGGGUUUUUGAAAGACCAAGAUUCAAGAAGACGUAGCUUGGAGAAUACCGUAAAGAUGAUAGAAAAUAUUUUGUCACAUUCGUCAAAUUCAAGGAAAAGCGAUUACAUUAGUCAGGAUAGCCCUUCAGACGAUCGAGACUUAACAGAUAAGACUAAAUCAAACUUAAGAGAAUCGGAAGCAUUGGUUUCAAACAGUAGUCAAGCAUUGAACAGUCAAUCAAAUUCACCGUCACCAUCGAAUUACUCUGACGAUGAAUCAAGUCAAGAGAGUACAAAUGUAAGUAACGAUAAAAUGGACACUGAAGACGAAAAUAUCACUAAAACUGAUCCAAAUGCGGAAUCUGCUAAUACUGAUAACAGCAAUAAUGAAAACAACAAAGCGAAAACUGGUAAAGAUAGUCAGAGUGCCAGCGAAGAGGAAUCAUCUGAUAGUGAAGAUGUUAAACCUCCUUUAAUGACGGACAAUAAUGCGUCGACAGAACAUGAAAUUAUUAUAGAUAACUCUGUCAUAAUAAAAGUUGAAGUUGUACCGAGUAUUGUCGACAUGGAACAUUUGAAUCCGUUUCACCGAGACAUAUUCGGUAUACAGAAUGAAGAUGUAGCGAAUAAUGAUAUAAUAGAUUCUGAAAGUAGUAUUAACGUCGCAAAAGAAGUUAUAAGGAACGGUGCAUCUGUAAAAGGCGCAUUCUUCGAAUGUCCCCACUGCAACUUGUACUUCAAUCAUCCGAAGCGAUUCCUAAUCCACACGAAGUGGCACUCCUUCGGCCUGACCAACGAGAAGAGACUGGAACUUCAGAAGGAGAAGGAGAUGAGACGGAACAUGAGGAAGGAGGCGAGAGUGGUCGAGCGAAUGAAUCAGAGCGAGGUGACCGAUGUAAAUACUCCGGGACGGAAGUUCAGCUGUAAGGACUGUGAUAAAGUGUUCAACGCAAAGGCCAGUUUGAAGAAUCAUAAACAAAGGUAUCACCCAACUCGGUCUCGAGACUGUAAGAUCUGCGGGAAGACCCUCACGGGCUGGAUGGCGCUGCGGGCUCACCUCGCGACCCACACCAGCGACUCGGGCUACCAGUGCAGCGACUGCCCCAAGAGAUUCAAACAUCCACACUCGUUGGCCAAGCAUAGAGAUACACACUUAGAGAAGACGCACGGCUGCGCGCAGUGCCCCAAGAAGUUCGGCUCGCGCGCGCUGCUCAACGUGCACAUGAAGACACACGAGCGCGUGCUGCGCGGCGCCACGUUCCGCUGCACGUACUGCGGGAAGGGCUUCUUCGAGGCCUACAGCCUGCAGGUCCAUGAGCGCACCCAUCGGAACGAGAGGCCGUUCCUCUGUGAGAUAUGCAACACCAGCUUCGGCACCAACUCCAGUCUGAAGAGGCAUUUGAAAGUUUCACACAGCACAUCGAAGCCAUUCGAAUGUUCGACGUGCCACCGCUCCUUCAUAUCGGAGGCCAUCCGCGACCGCCACUCGCUGAGGAACCACGGGAACCCGGAGGACUUCAAGUUCCUCUGCAAGCAGUGCCCGUGCAAAUACCUGAAGCUGAAGGAUCUGCGGAAGCACAUGUACAAGGUUCACCCCAAGGGCAAGAGGAAGAAAAAAGUUCAAUCGGACAGCGAGUGAACUGUACACUGUCCGUUUUAUUAUUAUUUAUAUUAAUUUCGAAUGCAAACGUAUAUAUUGAAAAUCGAUAUUGUUUUGUUUCAACAAAUUUUAUUAAAUAGGGUUGUCCGGAGAGUUCGGUCUGAUUUAGUGAUCUGAUCGUCUCAUGAGAUACUCACCGCUCACUGGCCGCAGGAGUCACGUUAAAUAAACUACUUUGACCUUGA